Hyposmocoma kahamanoa is the source of this 3422-nucleotide messenger RNA. It is a transcript of the gene Cb10, whose product is annotated as mucin-12-like. NCBI's taxonomy places the organism in Eukaryota, Metazoa, Arthropoda, Insecta, Lepidoptera, Cosmopterigidae. The transcript has 3 exons. The record is from RefSeq and is a predicted model, not a curated record. Bases 26 to 3235 code for a protein of 1069 amino acids.
AACAUUGUAGUUCGGAAGCUUCAUCAUGAUGGAGCUCACAAUAUAUGCCAUAGUGUUAGGUGUGACAAAUUUAGUGACAGCAAGUCCUAGUGGUUACGGGGUCGGAAGCGGUGCAUUUGCAGGAGCUCACGCCGGAGCUGGCACUUUUGGCGGAUUUGGUGGAAUACCACUGUCAAUACCGAGUGCUGGAAGUUACUCCGGUAGCUUUUCAAAAUCUUUAUCGUCCAGUCAUGCUUCGUCAAGCGCUAGUGCUAGUUCUAGCUCGUUCAGUUUUGGUGGUUCCGGUCUCAUUCCUAACGUAAUCAGAAGUGGCGGUAACGUAAUACCAAGCGCAGGAGGGUGUUCAUCUGGAUCCUGCCAAACUGGAAUUAAAGGAGCGCCUGGCUUUGGAACAGGCAGUACUGGAAGUGGUGCCAACGCCGCAGCUAUAGCUAGUGCUGGUAGUUUUGUUGGAUCAACUGCAAAUUCCAAACCAUGCAUAACCGGCGAUUGCUCAAGUCAAGAUCAGGGAUGCACAGGAUCAAACUGUAAUUCCAAUAUAAAUAAAAAUAAUUGCGCACCAGGUCAAUGUUCUCCUACUGAUACAGCGUCUAUAUAUUUUGACGAUAUUCCUGUUAACAUAGUGCGUAGCACUACGGCAAGUACGUACAAUGGAAACGAGAAACCUCAUAAUUCAUUGAGUAUGUCAAGUACUGACGGGUGCUUAAAUGGGAAUUGUGGUUCUGCCUCGACACCUAAACCAGCAUACAGUCAAACCUCAGCGGGUGCUUUCCCUAGCUCGUCAGGGCCGGUCAAUAAACCAGCUACCUAUUUGAUAAGUCCUAAAGAACAGACACCGUGCACAUCACCAAACUGUGGAUUUCCUACAGGGAGCGCAUACGACACAGAACAUUUACCGUCUAGUUAUGCCGUGCCCAUACAAGGUAGUUACAAUAAGCCAUCGUCACCUGAAAAAACUCCUUGUUCUACGGGUAACUGUGCACCAAAUAAUUCAUACCCUUCGAGCUCUAGUGCAACUGUGGAUUGUGUGUCUGGAAAUUGUAACAAUACUCCUUUACCUUCAACAGAUCUUAACACCAAAAAACCAACUCUUUCAAACUCACAGGACGAUAUCCCUGAUUUUGUACCAUUGGCACCAUCUGCUGCAACAAAUUGUGGGACUCCAAAUUGUGUCACUUCACCGUCAGCGAUAUCUAAAUAUCCUAGUAAUUUACAGCAAGGAUCGUACUCAAAUACUUUUUUGACUAGUUCCGGAUCAGGAUCUAAUUUGUUUUCAGGAUCUUACGAUACCACCAAACCAAGUAGUAUUGCUUCCUCCGUCACUGAGAAAAUCCCUCCUUAUGUUGGUGGUUUUGGAGGACCGCCUGGAAUUUUGCAACUAAACGAUUUCACUCUUCCAUCGAAAAUUCCUGCAUCUGAUUAUAAACCAUCCGUAACGUCGGCCUCGUACACUCCACCCACAGGUUCAUUAUUGCCUCAUAACCAGAAUAGCUCACCGACAGGACUUCAACACAAACCCAUCUAUAAACCGCCAGGUCCCAGUGCACCUCAAUACCAACCGUCACCGUCAACUGGAUUGUAUAAGCCACUCUGCACGUCUGGCAAUUGUGGAAGCAUGCCCACAACGCCAUACCCUAUCUACCCUCCUUAUGCUCCGACUGGACCGUCAAAUGGGGCCUCAUAUAAACCAACAGGUCCUUCAUCUUGUACUUCUGGCAAGUGUGAAGUGCAACAAUUACCCAAUGAAUCCUUAUAUAAACCUGGAUCUAACAGUCCUACACCUUGCGCCACUGGAAAUUGUGGGACCCAGCAACCUGGGCAUGGUAUAUCAACUUCGUCAGACUCGUAUGUUUCAAGUAUAUGUACCUCUGAAAAUUGUGGCACUAAACCUACUAAGCCACUAAAUUACGGCAACAUUCCCAGUGGAAGUUUCAAGCCAAUUUCGCCAGGAAGCUCAUUUCCUUUCACGUGUUCUCAUGGAAGCUGUGGGUCUACUCAGCCUGGUCUUUCACCUGGUCCUUAUGAACCAGUAUUGCCGACAGGAUCUUACAAACCACCAACUUGUACUUCUGGAAAUUGUGACACUAAACUUAGUCAGCCUCUAAACUACGGCAACAUUCCUAGUAGAACAUAUAAGCCAACUUCGCCGGGAACCACAUUUUCCUCUGCAUGUUCUUAUGGAAACUGUGGACCCAUUCAAUCUGGCCUUUCACAAGGCAGUUUUUAUGAACCAACAUCUCCGACAGGAUCUUACAAACCAUCAAUUUGUACUUCUGGAAACUGUGGCAGUCAAUCUAGCCAGCCUUCUAAUUACGGACAAGCUGGAACAUUAACGUCAACUACAGCCGUCAGUAACAACAAUCAUGGUCAGAAUAAACCUACUUAUGGAUUUAGUGGACCUCCGGGAGUGUUGGAACCCAAAGAUUUUAAUGCGCCAGCUGUUUCGGUGUCUGUCAACAAACCCACAGUGCCGGGCUCUUAUAAUCCAACAUCCUGCACAUCUGGAAAUUGUGGAACACAACUCGGACACAUCGGUCCUUCAAACAAUGGUCAAUACAAUCCCACAACAUCAGGUUCUUAUAAUCCGUCAACUUGCACUUAUGGGAAUUGUGGAUCACGGUCGGGAUUAAGCAAUCCUUCAAACAAUGGCCAAUAUAAACCUACAGCAGCAGGAUCUUACAACCCAACAGUAUGUUCAUCUGGAAGUUGCGGUCACUCUCCAUCACAGUUUGGUCAAAACAGUGGAACUCAUUUAUCAAGUAGUGCUGUUGCCAGUGCCAAUACUGUCGUUUACACUGGGGGCUUCGGCGGCCCGCCUGGGCUCUUAAAAUCGUACGACGAUGGUAAACUUGUAGGAAAUGGACUUGCAUCUUCUGGAAACCCACAACCCGUAGGUUCUCAAGUAGAUAAUUUUGGAAAUCCAUCAGCGACUGGUAUUAAUUCCUCGAACGGAAAAUCAUUGACCGAUGGAAGCGGAGUGACUGCUGGGGUUAGUGCACAAGCUAAAGCAUUUCGUGGUGGCAACUAUGAAACCCCCGAUAAUAGAGUAAGUGGCUGUAAAGGUGGAUGCGGAUCAAACGGUAGCGGCAAUUAUGGGCUCAGUGGCGCAGCAGCGAAAAGCCAAGCGAGUGCCGGCAUUGGAGCGUUCGGUUUCGGAGGAAGCUAUGCCAGCAGCUCAGCCUCGGCGCAUGCCUCUGCUGGAGCUGUCGCAAAAGUAGGAUACGGUAAACGAUAGAACAGUUUCAGGAGAACUGAAAGAUCUAUUUACCAAAUCUUGUGAGUAGAGCCUUAAAUAUGUUAAAAGUAAAAGACUUGUAUAAGAAUUGCGUGAGAAUGUAGCAUAUUGCAGCCAUAACUUGUUGUUGUAAGUUAAAUAUUAUUGUAUUAAGUAUUUAUAAUUUUUAAAUGUAAUAAUACAUGCC